CAUUUCUGUGAGCCAGUGAAAAAAUAAUAGGUGUAAUAAAAAGGUGCAUCUAGUCAGUUUAUUUUUUGUGAGUGGAUUUAUGUUACACUCGAAAAAUGGCGAACGGACUAGUUGAGGAUUAUUUGAGAGAGCCACCUCCGAGUGAAGGCUUCUGGUGGAAGCCUAAAACGAAACGACAAAGAAACAUAAGUAUAGGAACAACGGUAUUCCUAUUUUUGGUACUGGCUACGUGUUUGUUCUAUUUCGCAGUUUCUAAUAGGUACAGCGAAUGCAAGACGGUAACUUGCAAAGAAGUAGCAACCGAGAUCAUCAAACGUAUUGAUAGGAAUAUACAUCCAUGUCAGGAUUUCUAUAGAUUUGCUUGCGGAAAUUACAUUAGAAAUGUGGAUGUUAGAGAUCGUGGACUUUCUAUCGAGGAAUAUGCCAGAGAAGAAACAAGCGUUAAAAUAAGAAGUCUAUUGGAAGAAGACCUAACGCCAAACAACCCAAAGCUCUUAACGUUAGCAAAAAAGCUGUACCGUUCUUGUAUGGACGAGAGUGCCAUAGAAACUCAAGGGACGAAAGAGAUCUUCCAGAUCUUCAAAUACAUUGGCGGAUGGCCAGCCGUGGAAAGAGGACCUUGGACAGAAGAAAACUACAACUGGGUGGAGGCUAUACAUCGGUUGAGAAAGCUAGGCAUAGACUAUGACGUCUUUUUCAGAGUUUCGGUUGCGAAGGAUAGGCACAAUGAUAUGAAGUACAUUUUUGGUAUUCACGAUAUGUCGUACAGUCCUUCAGACCUUAGCCAAGCUGACAGAAAACUCUAUCUAAACUACAUGGUUGACAUAGCUACGAUGUUUGGGGCAAACAGAUACACAGCAACGCAACAUUCUGAAGAAGUACUCAACCUUUUUCUGGUACUGGCAAGCAUAUCGAAAAGCUCUGUUACAAAUAACAGAACGAACAUGUACGAAAAAUACUCAAUAUCGGAGCUACAAUAUCACUACGAGUACUUAAACUGGGCUCAAUACAUCAAAGGGAUUGUAGGUGAUCUAGUCCCGAUAAGGUUUGAAGAUGAAGUGGUCCUAACUGAUCCAGAUUACUUGAUCCAGCUGGAGAAGUUAUUGAGCAGAACACCAAAAAGGACCCUCGCAAAUUUUAUAGCUUGGCAUACGGUCCAGUACCUAAUAAAUUUCCUGCCAACGAGGAUCCUCGACAAGGCGUACGACUUUCUGGCGCGGUUCAACGCCGGUCACGCAAUCAAACCGUUCAGGUGGAAAAUGUGCGUGAAAACGGUCGAAGACAGGUAUGUUUUUUAUCGUAUUACGAGGGCUCUUUCAAAAAUAGAGUUCUCAACACUGCAACUUUGAAUCGAGUGUUGCUAGGCGAAAUAUGGCAACACCGCCGUGUUUGUCCGAUCCCAAUAAGAAGCGCUCAGAGCUGGCCUGACAGUCAGGCGCGAAAUUUGUGCGAUCAUCGGAUUUUUGUUAUUAUUAUUAUUUAUCACUUGGCGUUCCCUUUCCUUGGGUAGAGAUCACUUUUCUUACCGAGAAUAAACCAUACUACUAAGGCAGGCUGGAUUCUGUUAUUGCUGCGGUAUUCAUCCGACGAUUUUUGGACGCAAAGAUUAGAGACGACGUCGUUCACCUAAUCAAAAACGUCAAAGACACUUUCAAAGCAAACUUGUUGGGACUAGAAUGGUUUGACAGGCAAACGAAAGAGCUGAUUCUGUCAAAAUUGCUGACGAGUAUCGAAAAAGUCGUGUCCGUUGGAGACUUGAUGGAUCUGGAAAUUGAUAAUGAGAGGACAUUUUACAAUGUCAAUAUUUCCAACCAUUCCUUCAUGGCAUCGGCUUUAUAUUUGGACCAUAUAAAGCAUGAUAAACUUUUCAUGAAGUUGAUACAUCCUGUCGAUGACCACAUGUUUGCAAAUACAGGUUUCAUCACUGGCACCAAGAUCAAAUACUUGCCGAAGAAGAAUGUUCUAAUAUUCCCGAUCGGCAUAUUCGAGGGGAUUUUCUACCGUCAUGACAGGCCGUCGUACAUGAACUACGCCAUAUUGGGUUCGCUCGUGGGUCACGAAGUGUCACAUAUCUUUAUGCGCGCCAAACAUGGCCUGCCGCCUUCUGAAUGGGAGUUGAGGAGUUUCUGGACGCCCAGCAGUCUGGUCAACUACCAGGAGAAGUUGCAUUGUCUGGCCGAGCAGUACGCGAAGUUGCACGGUGACAGGAAGUUAUCGAGUCAGAACGCCCUGAAAACCGGGGACGAGGACAUGGCAGAUUUAGCAGGGAUGGAAAUCUCUUACGAUACUUACCUAAACCUCAUUAAGGAAAAUGGAGCGGAACCGACGCUGCCAGGUUUGAACUACUCUACAGCACAACUCUUCUGGAUAUCGUCAGCAAUGCACCAUUGUUCAAGGUAUCCGUACAGCGAAAGGGACAUGGAAAACUUCGGUUGGUCUCCUGUGGAACUGAGAGUCAAUGGACCGUUGCAAAAUAUCAAGGAGUUUGCCGAAGAUUUCGGAUGUGCUGCUGGAUCUAAGAUGAAUCCUAGCACAAAGUGUGACAUUUGGUAGAGAAUAAUUUAUGGUUUUGUUACAAGUGCCUAGUAAAUGGUUUUACUAAUCAA
Messenger RNA from Acanthoscelides obtectus, 2606 nucleotides. NCBI's taxonomy places the organism in Eukaryota, Metazoa, Arthropoda, Insecta, Coleoptera, Chrysomelidae. The record is from the annotation of a GenBank genome assembly.